Oppiella nova is the source of this 418-nucleotide messenger RNA. The record is from the annotation of a GenBank genome assembly. Lineage: Eukaryota; Metazoa; Arthropoda; Arachnida; Sarcoptiformes; Oppiidae.
GAUUCUGUCGUUGAUUUGUUUCGUUUUGCUUCUUCUGGAGGCCGACAAAGAUUAUUAUCGACGCGAUUAUUACGGCUAUUGGUAUCCGCCUUCCGAUCAAUUCUUGAUUUUAGUUUGUUUUGCCAAUUGGUAUACAAUCACAUUGAUGUUGAUAGCAGCGCUGGUAUCAUUGGGAACGGCUAGCAUUUUACCGAAAACCAGUUUUGAUUUCAUAUAUCACUUCAUUGGAUGCAUACUAUACUUUGUCGGAGGUCUUUGGGUGGCUAUCGGUGCCUUCAAACACGAAAACCGUAGCACUUAUGUGCAGGUGUCGUGUGUGUUGGCCCUCAUCUGCGGAAUACUUCAUUUGGUUCACGGAGUCUUCUCUUACAGACUCUGUAUUACUAAUUGAGACACAAUUCAAACAAUACUCUAAAUG